AUGGCGGCCGCCGCCGGUCCUCGGCCAUUUCCGCCGCCGCGCCGGAAACACCCGACACGCCCCCCCCGCGCCGCUUCGGCUCUUCCCGGAGAGGUUCGGCUGGCGGCCGUCACAGACUUCGAGUAUUUCCGCCGCCGGGACGGAGUUACCCGAAGUUUCCUUCGGUACUUUCCGCCGAGAGCCGCGGGAAGAGCCGAGCGCCGCCCGCGCUGCUGCGACCCCGAGUGGAGCCGGAAAUUCCCGAGUGAGGCCGAAACACCCGAGUGGAUGCGGAAAUACCCGAAAACCUCUUGGCAGGCUUCGGGCCCUUUCGCCCCCCCUUCCCCGCGGGGGCCGCGCCGGCGCUGGGAGCCCCGGGAGCCCCAGAGCCCCCGAGAGCAGCCCCGGGAACCCCAGAAACCCCGGGAGCAGCCCCGGGAGCAGCCCCGGGACUCACGGGCGUCGCGGCCGGGCCGGAGCCGUGUGCCGGGCCGGGACCACCGCCGGUACUACCACGAGCGCUGGCGCGCCGAGUACCUGAUGGAGUUCAACGCGGCGCGGCACGGGAUGCGCUGCCUGGUGUGCGGCUCCGCCCUGGCCACGCUCAAGCUCAGCACCAUCAAGCGCCACAUCCGCCAGAAACAUCCCUACUCCAGCGCCUGGGGGCCCCGCGAGAAGCAGCUGGUGCUGCGCUCCUGGGACGCCCACCUGGGACACCCCCCCCGCCCCGAGGGACCCCCCCGGCGGCGCCUGCGGGACAGGGCCCCCGUCCCCCGCCCGCCGCCGGGCCCGUCCCCCGUCCCCGAGGGCCACCAAGGGGUCCCCGGGGGGGUGGCGGUGGCGCGGGGCCCGGCCGGGGACUCGCUGCGGGGGUGGCUGCGGGCGGAGCUGCUGCUGGACCUGGAGGCCGGGGGCCACCGGCUGCGCUGCCUCCUGUGCGCCUGUCCCCUGCCCUCGCUGCACCUCGGGGACAUCCGGCGGCACGCGCUGGCCGCGCACCCCGACACCCUGCGGGGACAGCGGCGGCACGGCGGGGACACCCCCGGUGAGCGGGGACACGGGGGGACAAAGUGCCACCUGUGGGGACACCCCCGGUGAGCGGGGACACCCCCGGUGAGCGGGGACACGGGGGGACAAAGUGCCACCUAUGGGACACCCCCGGUGAGCAGGGACACGGGGGACAAAGUGCCACCUGCGGGGAUACCCCCGGUGAGCGGGGACACCCCCGGUGAGCAGGGACACGGGGGACGAAGUGCCACCUGCGGGGACACCCCCGGUGAGCGGGGACACGGGGGACAAAGUGCCACCUAUGGGACACCCCCGGUGAGCAGGGACACGGGGGACAAAGUGCCACCUGCGGGGACACCCCCGGUGAGCGGGGACA
This is a messenger RNA of Corvus hawaiiensis (hawaiian crow), 1363 nucleotides long. It is a transcript of the gene ZFTA, whose product is annotated as zinc finger translocation associated. Gene Ontology annotation, biological process: negative regulation of DNA-templated transcription. NCBI's taxonomy places the organism in Eukaryota, Metazoa, Chordata, Aves, Passeriformes, Corvidae. The record is from RefSeq and is a predicted model, not a curated record.